Molecule: messenger RNA, 1185 nt
Organism: Limulus polyphemus (Atlantic horseshoe crab)
Lineage: Eukaryota; Metazoa; Arthropoda; Merostomata; Xiphosura; Limulidae
Product: cholecystokinin receptor-like
Exons: 5
Coding region: 170-1063 (297 amino acids)
Biological process (GO): neuropeptide signaling pathway
Cellular component (GO): membrane
Molecular function (GO): gastrin receptor activity; neuropeptide receptor activity
Source: RefSeq, a predicted model, not a curated record
CUGAAACAGGACGCGAACUACGAGCCUUCGAAUUCACAAUCUGAGCAUCUUAACUAUUAGGCCAUGCUUGGUUCUUAGAGAAAGUGGAGUUAAGCUUGGUUGCGUGAAAAAUAUGUGGAUUAACUUCGUUUGUGGAUAAGAUAUCUUGUUCCCCAAUGGAUCAGCGAGGAUGCGGACUGUGACGAACACAUUUCUUCUGAACCUGGCCAUCAGUGACCUACUUCUUGGAGUCUUCUGUAUGCCCUUCACUCUGGUGGGGAGUCUUCUUAGAAACUUCAUAUUUGGUGAUUUAAUGUGUCGUCUUAUUCCUUAUCUGCAAGCUGUUUCGGUCUCAGUCAGUGUAUGGACACUCGUAUCUAUUUCUAUCGAGCGAUACUACGCCAUCUGUCGACCGUUAGUGUCCCGACAAUGGCAAACGUUAUCACAUGCCUACAAAGUGAUUUUUUUCAUAUGGGGAGGUUCCUUGAUGACGAUGCUACCAAUUGCUGUCCUCAGUCAACUCAUACCAACUAAUACCCCAGGCAUUCCGACUAGAAGGAGAGAGAAUACUGAUUCUGAUAAUUUAUCGUCGACAUCAUUUCAAAUGCUGUGGCGAAAACGCCCUAUCUAUCGGCGAACAGGCGAACCAACAUGUAGCAAUCACCAUAAUGCAGCUCACCCAUUGAUUAUCCGAGGAAAUACUGAAAAAAGUCGAGCAGCCAAACGUAGGGUUAUCCAAAUGCUGUUUGUUCUAGUAUUGGAAUUUAUAGUUUGCUGGACACCUCUCUAUAUCCUCAACACGUGGGUUCUUUACGAUCACGAUGGCUUAUACUCUAAUGUUGGACCCACUGGAAUUUCCGUUAUUCAUUUGCUGGCCUACUGUUCUUCAUGUUGUAAUCCUAUCACAUAUUGUUUCAUGUACAACAAGUUUCGCAAAGCUUUUAUCUCCUUCAUUGGCUUCCAAAAGAAAAAGACAUGGCAGUCCAAUUUGGGAAGUGACCUCCCUACAGUAAACAGUGUAUUCAGCGCACGGAAUACUACCAGACAAGAGAUGUUUGGACGCAUUGAAGACAUGAGACUUUAGAUCGACUCAUCACGAAAAAAACAAACAGUUUUUCAAAAAUCGAUAUUCGUCGGAAUAGAAAACUGGAUGAUUUGUAAACUUUUCAUAGUUGUUAAACAGGAUUAAGGAUUUCAACAUAAUAU